Messenger RNA from Sungouiella intermedia, 1767 nucleotides. Lineage: Eukaryota; Fungi; Ascomycota; Pichiomycetes; Serinales; Metschnikowiaceae. The record is from the annotation of a GenBank genome assembly.
AUGCCUACUAUUCCCGUGGACAAGGCCGAUCUCUACGAGCUUUUGGGCAAAGAGUAUACCACUGAAGAGUUUGACGAGUUAUGUUUUGACUUCGGUAUUGAGUUGGACGAAGACACCACCGAUGAAUGUGUGGGAGACGAGAGACCUCAGUUGAAGAUUGAAAUUCCAGCCAACAGAUAUGAUAUGUUAUGUAUCGAGGGUAUUGCCCAGGCUUUGAACGAGUUCUUGGGUAGAAGUGAAGCUCCAAAAUUCACCUUGAACCCUGCGAAGCCAGAAAUUACCAUGACCAUCAAGGAAUCUACCGUGGGCAUCAGACCAUACGCUGCUGGCGCCAUUUUGAAGGGCGUCAAGUUCGACAAGAGACGUUACGAGUCAUUCAUCGCCUUGCAGGACAAGUUGCACAGCAAUUUGUGCCGUAACAGAACUUUGGUGGCUAUUGGUACCCAUAACUUGGAUUCUUUGAGUCCACCAUUCACCUAUGAGGCAUUGGCACCUAAGGACGUCAACUUUGUGCCUUUGAACCAGACCAAAAAGAUGAACGGUGAGGAAUUGAUGGAGUUUUAUGACAAGGACAAGAACUUGGGUAAAUACUUGCACAUCAUUAGAGACCUUCCUCGCUAUCCAGUUGUGUUGGAUUCUAACAGAACCGUGUGCUCCAUGCCUCCCAUCAUCAACUCUGACCAUUCCAAGAUUACCUUGGACACUAAGAACGUGUUCAUCGAGGUCACCGGUACCGACAGAACCAAGACGGAGCUUGUCAUCAACCAGAUGGUUGCCAUGUUCUCCGUGUACUCUGCCACUCCAUUCGAAAUCGAGCCAAUCCAGAUCAUUUCGUCCCACAAUGGCGAGGACAGAGUGUGUCCAAAUAUCACCCCAAGAAAAACCGUUGCCGAGAUCGAGUACAUCAACUCAUGCUUAGGUUUGGACUACACCGGGGAGCAGAUUGCUGAGUUGUUAAAGAGAAUGUCGUUGAGCGCCACACCUAACGGUAAGCUCCUCGAUGUGGAGGUUCCCAUUACAAGAUCGGACAUCUUGCACCAGUGUGAUAUCAUGGAGGAUGCCGCCAUUGGAUAUGGUUUCAACAACUUGAAGAAGACGAAAGCAAAAGGUGACUCUUUGGUGGCAUCCGCCUUGCCUGUUAAUAAGGUAGCUGACAUUCUCAGAAUUGCAUCUGCUCAGGCAGGCUACUUGGAAGUGUUGCCAUUGACGUUGAGCUCGCAUGACGAGAACUUCAAGUUCUUGAGAACCACCGAUGACAACACCAAGGCUGUUAAGUUGGAGAACCCUAAGACCGUGGAGUACCAGGUGGUCAGAACCACGUUGUUGCCAGGUAUCCUCAAGACCAUCAAGGAAAAUAGAAAGCAUUCGUUGCCUAUCAAGGUGUUUGAGUGUGGAGACAUUGUGUUGAAGGACCCUACUUUGGAAAGAGGAGCUUUUAACCAGAGAAACUGGUCUGCUAUCUACGCUGGUAAGACCUCUGGUUUCGAGUUUGUCCAGGGUUUGUUGGGCAAGGUCAUGCAGACCAUGAGAACUCCUUGGAUCGAGAACCCUAAGGAUGACAAGAGAAGAGGUUACUGGAUUGAGCAGGACGAUGCUAACCCAACCUUCUUCCCAGGUAGGGGUGCCAAGGUUUUCUUCAGACACAGCGAAGGCGCUGAGCCAAAGCAUAUUGGAGCCAUUGGAGUUUUCCAUCCCGAGGUUUUGGGCCACUUCGAGAUUCCAUAUGCUGCUUCCUCGGUGGAGAUUAACGCAGAGGUGUUCUUGUGA